Molecule: messenger RNA, 1431 nt
Organism: Geodia barretti
Lineage: Eukaryota; Metazoa; Porifera; Demospongiae; Tetractinellida; Geodiidae
Source: the annotation of a GenBank genome assembly
AUGGCUGAAGGCACUGCAACCGCACUUAUCCGCAGGGUAGUGGUGGUGGUAGAGCCCUACCUGCCACAGGUUCCAAAACCCAAGAAGAAGCUGCAGCUCCAGACCAGGCUGCUCUGGUCGGGCCUUGCACUGCUCAUAUACAUGGUGAUGGGCCAGACGCCGCUCUUUGGGGCGACCACCCCCGAGUUUGACUUUCUGGCCUUUGCCCGUGUGAUCUUUGCAUCGCAGCAGGGUACCCUGGUGGAGCUGGGAAUCGGACCCAUAGUGACCGCCGGUCUCCUGAUGCAGCUGCUGCGUGGCUCGGACAUCCUCAAGUUCAACUUUAAAAAGCCCGAGGAGAGGGGCGUCUUUCAGACCGCCACCAAGCUUGUCACGUAUGUGGUAAUCAUCAUCGAGUCCAGCGUGUACGGCAUAGCGGUGUACGGGCCCAACAUUGCAGAUCCCAACGUCCUCUACAUCCUGGUAGGCCAGCUGAUGGCGGCAUCGAUCAUAGUCAUGUUCCUGGACGAGAUGAUCCAGAAGGGAUGGGGACUGGGCAGCGGAAUCAGCCUCUUCAUAAUGGCAGGCGUCGCGCAGCAGAUCCUCUGGAGCCUGUUCAGCCCCCUGCCCGGGGGCGACGGCGGGUACAUCGGCAUCGUACCGUACCUGGCGCAGUCCGCCAUAGCCGGGGAUCUCAGCAGCGUCUUCUUCAGGGCUAACCAGCUGCCCAGCAUAUUCGGCCUGCUGUUGACGGUAGGCGUCCUGCUGAUUCUGGUCUUCACCCAGGGCAUGAAGAUAGAGAUCCCGAUCGUAUCCACAAAGUACCGGGGCUUCUCGGCGGUGUACCCCAUCAAGCUCAUGUACGUCUCCAACAUACCCGUAAUCCUGGCAUCGGCGCUUACCGCCAACGCGGUGUUUAUGGGGCAGAUGUUCUGGGCCAACUUCAACCCGCAGAAUAAUAACGCCUUUAUGAACCUCAUAGCGCAGUUCAAUCCCACCAGCCCCUCCUCGCCCAUCGGCGGCCUCAUAUACUACGUGACGCCGCCCAGGGGUCUGGACGUUGCCGUGCUGGAUCCCGGCCGGGCCAUAGGCUAUGUCCUGUUCAUGAUAGGCAUAGUGGUGGUAUUUGGAAAACUCUGGGUCGAGCUGGGGGGCCUGUCGCCCAAGAAGGCGGCAGAGAACCUGCUUGAUGCGGACGUGCAGAUACCUGGCUUCCGCCGCUCCAACAAGCCCAUCGAGUCGCUUCUGAACAGAUACAUUCCGUCAGUCACGCUCAUCGGUUCCAUAAUACUAGGGACCCUGGCGGGAAUAUCUGACGUCUUGGGCGUGUUUGGCUCCGGCAUCGGCAUACUGCUCAUGGUGGACAUCCUGAUCAACUAUUACAACCAGCUCAUACGGGAACAGGUCGAGACGGUCAUGCCGCGCCUGGGAGCGCUUCUGGGAAGAAGGUAG